GUUCAAACAGCUCGAGGAUGCUGCUAAAGAGGAGGCCCAGAAGUUUGAGGACAGCGUCACCAGCAAGAUAGGGAACCGCAAGAAGGACGAAAGCAGUAGUACUGAUAUCCUGGAGCCCAUGGGCAGUUCCAAUCUAGGCUUCUCUGGCGGUUUCCUUAGCAACAUGUUUGGUAGCAUGGGUGCUGGUUUGGCAGUGACAAGGCAACCGUGGUGGAAGGGGCCUAAUGUGUGUGUGGAACGUGAGGAGAUAGAUGAAAGCCAACAUCACAACCGCACAGGAGAAACUUCGAAUACAGAUAGUGAUGAAGAAGAAGGAGGUGUUUUUGGAUCUUUCCAAUUCUCCAGUUGCCAACAGACAGACAUAAAGUAUACCUGUACCACCAAGAUUCGUAACCAUGGAAUCCGCAAGACUUUCAUUGUGAAGUAUCAGUGCUGCCAUGGCUUUAAGCGAGUUGAAGGAAAACCAGGCUGUACAGAGGUCCAUCUGAAGAGCCUGCUGGAAACAGCAGCUGAUGUAGGAGGAAAGGAUUUUGUCCAGUUAGUCCGCACUUCCGGUCUGGAAGAAAAGACAACUGCCAGCAAUUUGACACUCUUUGUUCCAUCAGAUGAUGCUGUUCGUGACUUUACCGAUAAUUUGCAGGAAGCAAAUCAGGUAGAAUUCUAUGUUCCCCCUGCAUCCGCACGCAGGCGACGUGAAGCUGGUAUGGAGGGUACCAGUAUGCGGGACAUUGUUCUGGGCCACAUGGUUCCGGGUCUCUAUGACAUGAGUGAGCUUGUAAAUGAACAGGUUCUUUACAGUGACAAUGCAAACAGCUCUGUAAGAGUGAACUUAUACGCUGUUCCUGGUGAGAGACUGAUGACAGCAAAUUGUGCAAGACUCACAUCUAUCAACAACUAUGCAGAAAAUGGUGUUGUGCAUGUUGUGGACCGAAUGAUCCGUCCCGUCACUAAAACACUUGCUGAGCUUCUUGCACAGGAUAGCCAGUUCUCUAUACUGAGAUCCUUGCUCUCAAAAACUGAUCUGCUUCAGACAUUGAAGGAACCUGGUCACCUGACCAUUUUUGCUCCAACAGACUCUGCAUUUGAGAAGCUGGAUCCAACAGUACAGUCUCGAUUACUACAAGGCGAGGCAUGCGUUGGAAAUGUUCUUCGACAUCACCUGGUAAAACAUUCUGUGUGUUCUGCUGCAAUUUCGAGUCGCCUGAUGACCAUCAAUAUGGAUGGUGAUACUUUGACUCUAGAAAGAAGACCAGAUGAUGGAAAAUUGUUUGUCUCUGGAGUACAGAUUGUUGCCAAAGAUGUAGUUGGAACUAAUGGAAUUAUCCAUGUUAUUGAUGAUAUCAUUAUGCCAGACUCUGCUCGGCCAGUCACUGGAGUGUUGUCCAGUCACAACCUGACUACAUUCUUGGCACUUCUGCGUGAGGCAGGAUUGGCUGAAUCCCUUGACUCAAUGAAAAAUGUUACAUUGUUUGCCCCAACCGACGAAGCCCUAGCAAGACCUGAAUCAGCAGCUGAAUUGGAGAAGCUCAGGGCUGACAAAGAUAAGCUUCGUGACCUGCUGCUCUACCACACAACAGGACCUGAGGUGCAGUCAUGUGACUUCUCAAAUGAUAAGGAACUCAAGAGUAGCCUUGCUGAUAAGUCUAUUCGAAUCAAUCUGUACGCCACUUUGCCAUUUUUUACUGGUGCAAUUACAAGGGCAACUGCACAAUGUGCACGACUAAUCAACUUUGACAAUCGGGCAUGUGGAGGAGUUGUUCAUGAAAUAGACAAGUUACUGGUACCACCUACUGGAUCCAUCCUGCAACUUAUUGAAAAGGAAGAUAACUAUACUUUGCUCAGGAAAAUCAUUGAGGGAACUGAGCUGGAGGAAGAUCUGAGUGGAGAGGGACCAUUCACUUUCCUUGCUCCAACGGAUGUGGCUUUCAAUAAGCUUGAUGAAGAGGAUCUUAAAAUUCUUACUGAGGACAAACGCUUUGCUGUAAAAGUUUUACGUCAGCAUAUUCUUCCAGAAGCCCUCUGCUGUGCUGGUGUGGGUGCCACCUCCUGGCCGUUUACCAAUCGUGUUGAAACUCUCAGUGGAAAGUCUGUAGCUGUUCGGAGAGAUCAUGAGGGACGAGUCCACAUUGGCAGCACCACAGUACAUGAUUGUGAUAUUCCAGCUACCAAUGGCAUUAUUCAUUCUGUUAACAGGGUUAUGGUACCAUAUGACAACAAACACAAUGGAUCGCUCCAGAAAUUUGGGAAUCCUAAUGUUGAAGUUUUCCUGUAUGGAGUGUAAGGUGCUAUUGUUUUAAUUCUUUUUUUUAAUAAUUUUUAGAUGUCAUUAAGCCUAUAUGUUUGAUGUUAUCACAAUAUUUGUCAUGUUACAAAUACUUAUGCCAUUUUAAUGACUGAAAGUAUAAUCUGAUGACAGACAACACUGAAAUUCUUAGCCAUUUGUAUAAUGUCAGUUGUCUUUGUAUUUAACAUUCUGUGUGUGUAUUCUGGAGGAAUUUUAAAUUCCACUGAGGUAAUCACAUACUUCAUGCUUGUUAUCAAACUUUUGUUAGUAACAUGUUUAUAUUAGUGCUUGUGUGCCUAAGUUGUUACUCAGUACAAAAAUUAUUGUCAUUACUCAGAUUGGCUGGGUGGUCUUGAAAGAAGAUUGUCAUAGGAAUGACUGUAAAAUAAGAGGAUAGAAGAAAAAAUAUAUUUAUGAGAGAAUGAGUAAUGGGAAAGAGUGGGAAAUGAGGUGAGAUAUAUGUUCAAUAAAGUUGGAUUGAGAAUGAAGAGUUGUUAUUACAGUAAACAUCUUUCCGUGUGAUCAUAUGUUAUGUAAGUAACUUAGUGAAUGAAUAGUAGUUACUAAUAAUUACAUUGCAUUAUUUGUUGCUGAUGUGUCCUUGAAAAUUACAUGCCAAAUACUGUACAGAGACAGUGUUUAAUAAUUUACAGAAAGUUAAUGUUCAAGCAAGUGAUACCAAUAAAACAUAUUUUGCCUUAGUU
Messenger RNA from Cryptotermes secundus, 2988 nucleotides. RefSeq names its product transforming growth factor-beta-induced protein ig-h3. The transcript is spliced from 13 exons. Lineage: Eukaryota; Metazoa; Arthropoda; Insecta; Blattodea; Kalotermitidae. Gene Ontology annotation, molecular function: cell adhesion molecule binding. The record is from RefSeq and is a predicted model, not a curated record. Gene Ontology annotation, cellular component: extracellular matrix. The annotation marks the transcript as partial. Gene Ontology annotation, biological process: extracellular matrix organization; cell adhesion.